AUGCGAUGCGCGAGCAAGCCGCCGAGGCGCGUCUGCACGUCUCUCGACCAGCCUGUGUCACUUGGUGAUGCAGGCGCCGGUCAUGAAGACACUCGUGUCUUCACAGAGUACGAGCUCGGUGUCUCGUACUCUCCUGAUACGGAUGACGGAUCCGUAUCGACGGCGAUUGAAUCGAAGCCGCCUGCCAAGCGUGGCAUGGACGAUGCUUUGCGUCGCAGCAUCUUUGGUUCAUCUGAUGAAUCAGAUGAACCAUCGCCGAAGCGAAGGCGCUCGAGGUCGCGAGACUCGGGCGCUAAUAGUGGUGUCGGUUCUCCAAUGGACACCACUUCACAGCGAGGUGCCAGUACUUCUGUCGGCACGUCGCAGGAAGAGCGGGACCGCAAUGUGUUGCGUCUCGCUCCAGAAAAAAGGCAUGGAUGCCUCCUAAAUCCGUCAUGGAUCACUUGUCGGCGACGACGAGUGAUCGUUAUCGAACACGAUUGUUCGAUUCGUCAAGGAUCCAUCACCUUGACCCCAGCGCGAAAAACUAUCGCGCUGAACACGAAUUCUUCAUCGAUGCUUUCUUCAGACAUCGAUGGUACAGUGGGAACCACAAACGUGAUGGUCCUCACUACUUCAAGCGUGGAACGCCUACAUCCAUAA
Messenger RNA from Peronospora matthiolae, 642 nucleotides. NCBI's taxonomy places the organism in Eukaryota, Oomycota, Peronosporomycetes, Peronosporales, Peronosporaceae. The record is from the annotation of a GenBank genome assembly.